UGUCACCUAGUACCUACUGUUUUGCAGAUUUUCGUCUUUUGCAGGAUUGACACUCAAUUCUUCAGUUUGUCCUGUCAAUAUUUUGACACACUUUUUACUGUUCAGUCCUAAAAGGCAUACUUCCGAAACUAUUCAAUUGUUAGUGAAUAAGGCGUGAUGUUAAAUUAUUGAAAGUAAAGAGUAAAGUUCAAAGUGUUCAAUAGUUUAUAAAUGUCUUAAUAUAAAUCUUGUUAAACAUCGAUGUAUCAACGUUGCGAAGAAUUUUUUUUUUCUAUCGCCUAAAAUAAAUGAUGUGCUUGGGUGUGUGUGCUAAAACAAAUUCUAAGAUGAGGUGACUUUGGAAAUAGAAAAAUCAACCGAGCUUCCGCUUAAGCUCUUCGUGCGUUUAGAAAAUUAAUAUUUAUGAUAAUGUGUGUACAUUGGAGUUGGUAGAAUCUACUAAAAAAGGUGUCUAACAUAUUCAUCGCGAACAAACAACCUAACCGUGGCGGCGUACAAUCAAAUAAGUUCUCGCACCUCGGGAUUCUGUAAUGCACGCAAAUGUGCAUACAGAUCGGGGAGGGGGUGGAGGAGGGUCAUGGAGGCUUCCUCCAGAUGAAACUCUGCAAGUAGCAGAUCCAAAACAAAAAGAAGAACAGGAUCUUUUUCCUCCGGAAGGUCAUAACUGGAAAAGUAUAGUAUUUUCGCUACUGGUAAUCGGAUUUGUAAUAUCUGGAAUUGUUACAGCUAUUUAUUUGUUAGGCUAUGUAGAUGAAUUACUCUACUGGUCCGGAAGACGUAUGAAGUUAGAUGAAUUUCUGCAGAAAGAAAUUAUACCACAAAGGCUUCCUUCUAUGUGGAUAAACAAUAAGCAAUUUGUUUUCCAAUCAGACGAUGGGGGGCUCGCUGUACUAGAUACCACUACGAAUUCUGUCUCGACAUUGGUUACGAACCAUACACUACGUCAAAUCAACGUGAAGGGCUACCAGUGUUCUCAUGAUCUCCGCUAUGUCCUAUUCAAGCAUAACAUGAAGCAGGUUUAUCGAUUAUCGUUUACUGCUCUCUACACCGUGUAUGAUGUUGCAAACGAUCAUCAUAUGCCAAUUAGGCUUAAAGACGCUACGAAAACACAACGGUCUCGAUUACAGUUCGUUUCAUGGGUUGGAAAUACAACAGCAAUAGCCAUUGUUGCCGAUAAUGACAUAUAUUUAAGACAAUCACCAUCAGACGAGGAAGAUCAUAGGCUAACAUUUACAGGAGAAGAAAAUACUAUUUAUAAUGGCGUACCUGAUUGGCUGUAUCAAGAGGAGAUUUUUAAGUCGUUUGAUGCAAUUUGGUUCUCGCCGGACGGAUCACACAUUAUGUACGCUUCCUUCAACGAUACGCGCGUUGGUGAAAUGAGUUAUCCAUGGUUUACAUCAAAUCCCAUUUUGCCAGCAAACAAGGAAGACGAAAGAACACUUUUCCCUAUCUCUAAGUAUAUACGAUAUCCUACGCCGGGUUCAAUGAAUCCGGAAGUGAAAUUAUGGGUUGUGGAUAUAUCAAAUAUUAGCAAUAUACAAACAAGCGAACUGAUCAAACCUGUUGCACUGGAAGGACAGGACCUUUAUUUCCUGUCUGCAUGCUGGGUAGGAACUCCUAAUAGCCAAAUAUCAACGAUUUGGAUGACACGUUCUCAAAAUCUGUCGCACAUAAUUUCGUGCUCUAGACCGUUAUGGAACUGCACCGAGCACCAUUCUGAAAGAGCGCCUGAAAACGAAUGGCUUGAUAUAUUACCUCACCCUGUUUUUGCUCCAGAUGGGGACAGCUUUUUGAUAUUGGCAGGUGUUCAAGAGACGGGUACGGAACACUUUACUCAUAUAAAACAUGUUACAAUAACCCAACAACGAAUAGCUGUGAUAUCACAUGGCCGUUAUGAGGUGGUUCGAAUAUUAGCAUGGGAUACUUAUAAUCACUUGGUCUACUAUCUUGGCACUCACGAUAAAAGGCCUGGUCAACAACAUCUCUACAUCGUAAAAGAUCCAGUGUACGACGAGUUAAAAAGAUCUGAGCCAACAUGCAUUACCUGUGAUCUGAGUGAAGUUCUAUGGAGCAGCCGCUACUAUUACAGCAAUUGCACCCAUUUCAAUGCUUAUGUUAGUCCACCGUCUAGGAUAGCUUCGGAUGAUGGCAUAACUCACUACGUACUCGAAUGUAAAGGUCCUGGGCUACCACUGGCAGUUGUCCACACGGCACAAAAUCACAGACUAGUUCGAGUGUUAUUCGAUACUAGACCAGCGUAUAGUAGUAAAUUGCAAGAGCUCGCGCUUCCAACCCAACGAUCAUUUGAGAUUCCGUUGCCGCAUGGAACACGUGCGGCGGUGCAACUAUUGCUUCCACCCAGCUGGAGAGAAGAACUAAGAGAUGCGGCCUACCCGGUACUCGUAGAAGUGAACGGGAAGCCGGGUUCAUUCGUCGUUUCCGAAGAGUUCAAAAUGGAUUGGGGUACUUAUAUGUCUAGCCAUAAUGACGUUGUUUAUAUUAAGCUCGAUGUACGCGGUGCUAGAGGACAAGGCAAAAAAGCACUUUACAGACACAUUGGGGGUGUGGAAGUUCAAGAUCAAAUAGCCGUUAUAAAGUAUCUACUGGAAACAUUGAAGUUUUUGGAUGAAAGUCGUAUCGCUGUGUGGGGUUGGGGUUACGGUGGUUACGUGACAGCUAUGAUUCUUGGAUCGCAACAAAAUGUCUUCAAAUGUGGAAUAUCUGUUUCACCGAUCACCGAUUGGCUGUACUAUAAUUCUGUCUUCACAGAGCGAAUUUUGGGAAUACCUGCCGAGAACUAUAAAGCUUACGUAGAGGCUGACGCUACUCAAAAAGGGAAACAAAUUCCAUCCAAUUCUUAUUUAUUAAUGCAUGGACUAGCAGACGUUACUGCUCCGUAUCAGCAUGGAAUUCAACUAGCAAGAGCUUUAACAGAGUCCGGUACAAUCUUUCGAUAUCAAAGCUAUGCUGACGAAGGCCAUGAGUUAUUUGGUGUGCUAGAACAUGCGUACCGAACUAUGGAGGAUUUCUUGAAGAAAUGUUUAUCAUUGGAUUCGGACGAUGAUAAACCGAAAGAAGCGCAUGUACCGAGUGAGUGAACGAAAAAUCAAUAGGUUGAGCAUAAAUUGUGUUGUCCAAUAGCUUCCAAAAAAAUAAAAACUCGAUGAUUGUGAACAGUCCCAAUUCGAAUUAGCAAUUGAAUCUCUACUACAUAUCAAAUUGUAAAAGAAAACAUCGAAGAAAUUGAAAAUGCUCGUUUUUAAGUUCUCGAUGUUCAGAUCGGAAGCCUAAAUCCCUCAUAAAUGUCGUAAAUUUAUAUUUAAAGAAAAAUAUAGAAUACCAACAUUUUGUGACGAUCAUGUAAUCUAUGACAUUACAAAUGUAUAUAGGCGCAGCAUACUUACGAUAAUCAAAAGGAUGAUACAAAUACUUUUUGUGUGAUGUUUUAGAAAAUAAUGAACUUUGUGAAUUGAGGGAAAGUAGGAUAAUCGAUAAGCUUGCCUUAAGAAUAUGUAUAUACAUAUAAAUAUAUCUGUAAAAAAUAUUGAAUAAUUCGUUAAGCUAAUUAUAAAAAAAACACGAGUGACAGACUUGUUUAUUCUUCUUCAGACUUAUUCUUUUUGUAACGAAUUUGUUUUUGACCAGUGAGUAACAAUUUACUGUAGAACUUAAUAAAAUAGUUAUAUUUGGUAAGAUCUAUUUUGUUGAUCAA
This is a messenger RNA of Uranotaenia lowii, 3712 nucleotides long. RefSeq names its product dipeptidyl peptidase 4. The transcript is spliced from 17 exons. Lineage: Eukaryota; Metazoa; Arthropoda; Insecta; Diptera; Culicidae. Gene Ontology annotation, biological process: proteolysis. Gene Ontology annotation, molecular function: serine-type peptidase activity; dipeptidyl-peptidase activity. Bases 531 to 3098 code for a protein of 855 amino acids. The record is from RefSeq and is a predicted model, not a curated record.